Molecule: messenger RNA, 1823 nt
Organism: Lotus japonicus
Lineage: Eukaryota; Viridiplantae; Streptophyta; Magnoliopsida; Fabales; Fabaceae
Product: MYB-like transcription factor EOBII
Exons: 3
Coding region: 229-1284 (351 amino acids)
Source: RefSeq, a predicted model, not a curated record
CAUUAAAUUCACCACCUCAGUGUAGUCCUACUUCACCAUUUUCUGCUCACACACACCAUUCUUUUCACACUUUUAUAUAACCUCUUCAAACCUAGGGCUAUAGCUAGCUAGAGCCUAUAGCUUUGUGAUCCCUUUCAUCUUUGUUUCUUUUUUGAUUUUUGAUAUAAUACCAAAACUGUUCUUUGUGUUUUCCCAUUGGUUUGUACUAGCUAGUGCCUUGACACAAUCAUGGGGCAUCACUCUUGCUGCAACAAGCAGAAGGUCAAAAGAGGGCUUUGGUCACCUGAAGAAGAUGAAAAGCUCAUCAACUACAUCACUACCUAUGGACAUGGUUGUUGGAGUUCUGUCCCAAAACUUGCAGGACUUCAAAGGUGUGGAAAGAGUUGCAGAUUAAGAUGGAUAAAUUAUCUAAGACCUGAUUUGAAACGUGGAAGCUUCUCUCCUCAAGAAGCAGCCCUCAUCAUAGAACUUCAUAGUAUUCUAGGCAACAGGUGGGCUCAAAUUGCCAAGCACCUACCAGGAAGAACAGAUAAUGAGGUGAAGAACUUUUGGAAUUCCAGCAUAAAGAAGAAGCUACUUUCUCAUGAUGUUGUUCCUUCUAUAUCCUCCACAUUUUCUGAUUUUCAUGGACCAGGCAAUGGCUCCUUGGAAAGUUUCUUCCCUUUAACUGAUCACAACCCUAUGAUCCUAAACCCCCACCAUAAUCACCUUGACCAGCUAUACCUUCCCUUUCCACCGCCAAUCCUACCAAGUUUUGAUCAGAAUGAGAAUAUCAAGAUAGACAUUAACAAUUACAAUGCCAAUUUCCUACAUAUUCAGAAUCCAAUGCCACAAUCAGUACCAAUAUCCAAUAUUCCAUCUUCUUUUGAAGAUACAUGGUCAUUGGUUCAUCUUAACCCAACUCAAGAAAACCAAAUUGCCAAAAGUGACACCACCCCACAUUACAUUAUUGAGAACUACAUCAAUCCAAGUACAUGGCAGCACUAUGAAAGUCAGUUGGUGGAACCAAUUCUGCCAAACAUCUGUGAGGAAAUUAAGGAUAAAGUUUUUAGCCAAUCAUUUUCUUCUGCUUCACAAGAAUAUGAGGCUCUUGCAAAAGUUCAGUGUUUUACACCUGCCAAUUGUGCACAAGAUCAAAUUGUAGCAGUCAAUCAAGUGGAGGACAUUGGUGCCCUUAUGCCAUCGUUGCCAUCCUCAACAACAUCUUCAUCACCAGCAGCAUCAUUCUAUCAAGCAGACAAAGUACUCACAAAACCUACCAUUCCUUCAACUUGGGAGUCUUGAACUUUUUCUUUUUGUUUAAUACAGGCAUCCUCCUCAGAGUCAAUUCUGUUCAAGCUGAAGUAUCUAUAUUUUGGUGAGACUAGUUCUCCAAAUGCAGUUAUUUUUCAAACACAAGACUCAAAUCUGAAAUUCAUACACAAAACUCAUAUUUGAAACCUCAUCUGAGGGAAAUCAAUCAAACAUGUACCGAGUCUUGAACAUUAGUACUGCAUUUAUAGUAGGUUAAUUAAUAUUCUAUGUGUAUAUAAUUGAGCAGUGGGGGGAGUACCUAUAUAUCUGAUGAGAUCAAUAUUGAUUCCUUGCAUUUAAUUAUCUCUUGAACUUUUCCAAUAAGAGGGUGUGUAGAUUCCUAUUGGCAAACCUGAGCCUUGCUAGUUCAGGCUGUUUCAUUAAUCCAUGCUUGCUGCAGUUCCAUUAAUAUGGUUUGGUUCUUUCACAUGUUUGUUGACUAAAAGUAUCAGUUUGUGUAUGAUUUCUUUGAUCUUUUGUGAAGCACCGUAUAUUGUAUAACAAUUAUAUACCUAGUUUCUGUACUUUAC